Molecule: messenger RNA, 345 nt
Organism: Dibothriocephalus latus
Lineage: Eukaryota; Metazoa; Platyhelminthes; Cestoda; Diphyllobothriidea; Diphyllobothriidae
Source: the annotation of a GenBank genome assembly
AUGAGUGCCAGCACCCAGAUCUCCUUCCUAAUCCACAACCUUCCUUCUACUCCCAACAAUUCUUCUGGUUCAUCUCAUCCUGAUACGGCAUACGGAUUUGCUAUUGACGUUAUACUGGACCAGCGGCUUUCUUCAGCCGCCCCUGCAUCCUGGGUCAUUCCAGCCACAGUCGCCCACGCUGUUCUGCAACCUCACCUUGGUACGUAUCUCUCUCACUUAAUUUAUAUAUUCUUCCUCCACUCGGAUUCCUACAGCAUCCUCAUUACUGUCUCGAGAGGGAGUACUUGUAGUGGGUCAUUGCCUUCCGAUAUUUGGCCUUCCUGUCGUGACUUCAAUCUGUCUUGA